Messenger RNA from Xiphophorus couchianus (Monterrey platyfish), 6817 nucleotides. It is a transcript of the gene unc5b, whose product is annotated as unc-5 netrin receptor B. The coding region runs from base 532 to 3456 and encodes 974 amino acids. Gene Ontology annotation, molecular function: netrin receptor activity; protein binding. Gene Ontology annotation, cellular component: membrane. NCBI's taxonomy places the organism in Eukaryota, Metazoa, Chordata, Actinopteri, Cyprinodontiformes, Poeciliidae. Gene Ontology annotation, biological process: netrin-activated signaling pathway; anterior/posterior axon guidance. The transcript has 17 exons. The record is from RefSeq and is a predicted model, not a curated record.
UUCACUUGUUCAGCCCUCAGUCUGAGAGGAGGAGGAUGAUGAUGACAUGUGAUUGGCCAGGCGGGGACUGGUAGACCGGGGGUUGGCACUGCGAGGCUUUUCGUUGCUCCCCGUGUUCAUGUUUACACCUUUGCUGACCGGGACGAGAGGAGACGCGGCGCGCCGGGGUCCGGUGGACAAACUCGGGAGUAAAGUCUUUGGGUUAUUAUUUUUUGCUGCAACCUGUCAGCGUUUUAUCUUUUGCGCUUCUUUUUUUCUUCUUUUUCUUUUCUUUUCUCUUUUUUUGGGCGCAGAACUGGACUCGCUUUCGUUUAAUUUCUCCGUCCAACGCAGCGAUGCGUCAAAGUUUUUGGUGACUCUCGGUGCAUUUGUGCGCUUAGGGCUGGGAACCAGGUCAACCUGACAGAUCUUGCCUUUAAACAUCGUGAAAUCUCUAAACACAAACUUUUAAUGCGAACGGAAUUAAAAGUUUUGGCGAUGGAUGCUUUUUAAACCAAAGGAAAAAGAUUAACUCGCGUUUUUGUUCAGUUGAUGAACUCGAGGGCGUUCAAGCCAGCCUCAUCCUGUGGGCAACGACCGUGCAGGACAGGAGCCCCCCUCGGUGCGGAGGCGCAGCCGAAAAAGAUGCGCCCUCUUCGGAUGCAGUGUGACCAAAUUGCCGGUCCUUUGGUUCUUCUCCUGGUCUGUGGAUUUGUGGCGUCUGACACGGAGAGCAGCGACUACAGCGAAGCCGAGGUUCUGCCCGACUCCUUCCCGUCAGCUCCAGCGGAGCCCCUACCGGAGUUCCUGCUGGAACCCGAAGACGCCUUUAUCGUGAAGAACCGUCCGGUCCAGCUGCGCUGCCGGGCGUCGCCGGCCACCCAGAUCUACUUCAAAUGUAACGGCGAGUGGGUCAAUCAGAACGACCAUGUCACCAGGGAGAGCCUGGACCAGCUUACAGGUCUGGUAGUGAGGGAAGUGGACAUCUCCGUGUCGCGGACCCAGGUGGAGGAGCUGUUCGGCCUGGAGGACUACUGGUGCCAGUGUGUGGCCUGGAGCUCGGCUGGCACAACCAAGAGCAACCGUGCCUACGUUCGCAUUGCAUACCUGAGGAAGAACUUCGAGCAGGAGCCCCUCGGGAGGGAAGUGCGGCUGGAGCAGGAGGUGCUGCUGCAGUGUCGGCCCCCGGAGGGCAUGCCUGCUGCGGAGGUGGACUGGCUGAAGAACGAGGAUAUCAUUGAUCUGUCACAGGAUUCCAAUUUCCUGAUCACUAUUGAUCACGACCUGAUCAUCAAACAGGCCAGACUCUCAGACACGGCAAACUACACGUGUGUGGCGAGAAAUGUGGUGGCCAGACGGCGGAGCAGCACAGCCACUCUAAUUGUUUAUGUUAGCGGAGGUUGGUCUUCUUGGACUGAAUGGUCAGAGUGUAACGCUCGGUGUGGGCGUGGCUGGCAACGUCGUACACGCAGCUGCACCAAUCCAGCCCCUCUGAACGGAGGAGUCUUCUGUGAGGGCCCGCCGGUGCAGAGAGUAACUUGCACCACACUGUGCCCAGUGGACGGAGGCUGGACAGAGUGGGCAAAGUGGUCCGCCUGUGGGACAGAGUGCACCCACUGGCGCAGUCGCGAGUGCCAAGCCCCACCGCCAAUAAAUGGAGGGAAGCACUGUAGCGGAAGCAUGAUGGAGAGCAAAAACUGCACCGAGGGCCUAUGUGCAAGAAAUAAAAAGGUCUCAAUAGAACAUGCGAGCCAUCCAUUAUCUCCUGGUAUGGGUGUAGCGGUGUACACAGGCCUGGUAGUAGCCUUGCUGCUGACGGUGGUCAUGGCUCUUGGUGUGGGUGUGCUGGCGUAUCGCCGCCGAUGUCGCCAUCUCCACGGAGACAUCACAGAUUCUUCAUCUGCUCUUACUGCAGCGUUUCAUCCUGGCAACUACAAGGCUCCCAGGCAGGAUAAUCCUCUCCACCCCUCGGCUCCUCCGGAUCUGACAGCGACAGCCGGUGCUUUCCGUGGACCGCUCUUCUCCCUGCCUCAGGGCAUCAAUGACAGCCCGCACAAAAUCCCCAUGACCACCUCCCCCCUGCUGGACCCGCUCCCCAGUCUCAAAAUCAAGGUGUACAACUCGUCCACUCUGUCCUCUCUGGAGCUCCCGGCUGAUAUGGGUGUUGGCGAUGGCGAGAUCCUGAGCCUGAAGUCGGUGGGCACCGUGGGCCGAGAGCGAGAGUUUCACAGUCACACGCUGUCCAGAGAGCCGGGGCUGAGCACCAGCGCCACGCUGGGACAUCUGGGCGGACGACUUACCAUCCCCAACACGGGUGUGAGCCUGCUGGUCCCGCCUGGCACAAUCCCUCAGGGGAAGUUCUACGAGAUGUACCUCAUUAUUAACAAGUGGGACAAAACAACGUUACCCUCAGAGGGGAGCCAGACUGUGCUAAGUCCCGUGGUGAGCUGUGGUCCAUCAAGUAUGCUGCUGAACCGGCCUGUUGUCCUUACGCUUCCCCACUGCGCUCAGCUGGACACGCCUACGCCCGACUGGACCCUCACACUCAAAACACAAACGCACCAGGGAGCAUGGGAGGAGGUGCUGACGGUCGGGGAGGAGACUUUGUCGUCUCCUUGCUACCUGCAGCUGGAGGAGGAAUGCUGCCAUGUCCUCAUGGAGCAGCUGGGAACGUACGGCCUGGUGGGCCAGUCCUGCCCUCCACGGCCGGCCUGCAAGCGCCUGCAGCUGGCUCUGUUCGCUCCCCGCGCGCCAUGCCUCUCCCUGGACUACAGCCUGCGCAUCUACUGCAUCCACGACACGCCACACGCUCUCAAGGAAGUUCUGGAUCUGGAGAGGAGUCUGGGUGGAGUUUUACUAGAAGACCCGAAGCCGCUGUUCUUCAAAGACAGCUACCACAACCUCCGCCUGUCCAUCCACGACAUUCCUCACAAUCACUGGAGGAGCAAACUUCUGGCCAAGUACCAGGAGAUCCCUUUCUAUCACAUUUGGAGCGGCAGCCAGAGACCUUUACACUGCACCUUCAGCCUGGAGCGAGCCAGCCUGGCCGUGUCGCAGCUCGCCUGCAAGAUCUGCGUCCGGCAGGUGGAAGGGGAGGGACAGAUAUUCCAGCUGCACACGGACAUCCAGGAGACUCUCCCACCUCACUCACCACUCCCGUCGGGAAGCACCUGCCUGCCUUCCUCUCAGGUGGGACCGUAUGCCUUUCGCCUGCCCGACUCCAUCCGACAGAAGAUCUGCGCCAGCUUGGAUGCGCCCAGCGCUCGAGGGUGCGACUGGAGACUUCUGGCUCGCAGUCUGGGCUUUGACAGGUAUUUGAACUACUUUGCCACAAAGCCCAGCCCCACAGGUGUUCUGCUGGACUUAUGGGAAGCGUGUCACCAAGGUGACGCAGAUCUGGUCUCUCUGGCGACGGCUCUGGAGGAGAUGGGCAAAAGUGAAGUGCUGGUUGUCAUGACAACAGAUGGGGAUUGUUGAUUGACCAAGAUACACAAGACCAAGCAAGACAUUUUUGGACUUUUGUUUCGGGGGGAGCAGGAGGGGGAUUUAUUUCCACCGCAGUGAUGAAAAUGAGAAUCCUUGCCUAUGAAUAUGCACACGCUGACACAGAUCUUUCAUCAGCAGAGCGUUUCGGUUGUACUACCCACUCUUUUGCUGAGUCCUGACCAGCCAUUGUAGCUGCAUAUGAACCAUAGCCCGUCCCCAUGUGUGCCGUCCAACUGCCAGCCUGAUUCAGCCUCAGCUCUCCAAAGCAAUAUUGGAUUUGCAAGAUGGAAAACCAUUCUGGGCGCACCAACUUGAACAAAUGCUGCAAAGUCUACUAAGAUUGUGAUGUAACGUGUUAUUAAGUGCUGAAAAUUACAUUAUUCUUACAUAUUUAAUAACAUUGUUUUAAAUUAAGCUACAGAAAUCCAUUUAGUCAACACGCAGUUAACUGCUGACAUGGGAUUAUUUCAGUAGCAGCAUGGAAGUGCAUGAUUUAAUGAUUCAACACCAUCUCAUCUCAUGGUACGGGGUUUUGUUUUCUUCAUUCUUAUUCAGAGUAGGCUGUGAAUGACAGGCUGCACCAACCUGCCUGCAGUCUUACACACACACGCACGCGCGCUCUCCAAAAUACACACAUGGAGAAAGUGGUCGUUAAUCGACUCGGAAACAGGCAGGCGAAGAAUUCUCGUCUUAUGGACAGAUAAGAAUCGGAUCCUAAAGGUUUCAGUCAUAUUGCUUCUGGCUGAAAAGGGGAGUAAAAAAAGGGUCUGCCUCUCCUUAACAAUGGGAGAUUAAAUUGCAAAGUUUGUUUCAGGAUUGGCAGAUAACUAGACUGACUCUUUUUAUUGUCCCAACAAACACCUCAAAGCCUUGGCAUAUCGCUCCGACUCACAGGGGUGUUUCUCUUUCAUGUUUUCUUAUGUUCCUCCAUUGCUCUGCUGCGCUCCCUAUCUGCCGAGAAUAAACUGAAUCAUCCUUUAAAAGUUUCCUUUGGGGAACGCUUUUUAAUUUAUUAUCCAUAUUUGUGGAUUGCAUUUUUUUUUCAUUCUUACUGACAGAGUUAUCAUAUAGGACCUGUUUUACCAUUUGUGCUUCUUUAGGCUACUGAGCUGCUCUUGAUUAUUGUAUUUUCAUUCUACAGCGAAGUGAAUAGAUGGUGGUUAUUGGUAGGAAAAAAUAAUUAUAUUUUUUAUUUUGUGCACCGAUUCAAGAUGUUAAUAUUUCCAGUGCCUUGCAAAAGUAUAAACACCCACUGAAUUUUUUCCACAUUUUCCCAGCUCAAGAUGGAUUGUUUUCAAAAGUUUUAACACAUACAAAUUUGUAAAAUUGUGCCAUGCAUCUGUGCUCUUUACUCUGAUUCUCCUCAAUAAAAUCCAGCACAUUGUUCAAAUCAACCACAAUUCGGCUUUCUAACUAACUGGGAGGCCAGGCAAGGAGAGGCAGCCAACAUGCCCAGGUUAACUUGGGAGGAGCUACACAGAUCCUCUGCUCAGGUGGGACAAUAAGUUCACAGAAAACCAUAUUUUAUGGGUGAGGAACAAAUGAAAGGCAUUUUGGAUAGAAACUUAUGAAAAAUCCCAUUAAAAUUUUGUCACAAACAAAUAAAAUGAGAUUAUUUUGGUCAGAUAUGGAAAACUGUGUGGCAGAAAAUGAAUGCUGCACAUCCCACCAUGCCCAUGAUGGAACAUGGUGGUGGCAGCAUCAUUCUAUGGGGAUGGUUUUCUUCAGCAUGACCAGAAAACUGGUCAGAGUGGAUUGGAAGAUGGAUCUUUUAGCAACUAACCCUUAACAUAACACCAGAGCUGGUUUAGAGUUAAAACUUACUCAAGUGUUAGACUGGCCCAGUCAAAGUCCACACCCAGAUCCAAAGAUUUUAAAAGAGAUGUUCACAGAUGCUGUCUGUUUAACCUAACUCGGCUUUAGCUAUUCUGCACAGAAGAGUGGGCAAAUAUUCCAGUUUGUAGAUGUGCAGAGCUGGUUGAGACAUCCAAACAAGUUGUAAAAACCCUUGAAAAUCAUAUAUCAUUUUUGUUAUUCUUCACUAUAAUGUCUAUAAGACAUAAUUCCCAAUACAAUAUACUGAUGUCUAUGGUUUUUACAUGACAAAAUUGGGGAUCGUUCAAGGUGUAUGAGUACUUUUGCGAGGCAUCAUAACAUAUAGGACCCUUGCUUUGCUGCGUCUGAAAAAGAGACGAUUAUAGAAUAAAUUAGCCUUACCUGAAAUCAAUUUGGCAGCAAGGGACCAUAUAUGUUAAUUUACCGCAACACAAGCUUAAUUAUGUCUUGUAAGACAUUCUAUCCUCCUUUAUCUCACAAUGAUGGCUUAUUGACGAUCUUUCUCCUGAGCUGCCUGCUCUGUGGUUAGGCUCCUCGAGCCAUUUGUAUUAUCAUUAUUGAUCGAUCAGUUAUUGUUAGAUGAGAAAAUUAAAUUUCAUCCUCCACAGAUUUAGUUUUUUCCUUUCUGUUUUGUGUCUCCAAGAAAGGAGAAGCAAGUGUUUAUAGUUCUAAAAAGACAGAAACCAAAACAGCGCCAGUAUCCCUCCUCUUCAGCUGUGAGUCAUGCAACUGUUUUGUGUGAAUGAAGUGAGCGUGCGUGAGUAAAUGUGUUUGUGGGGGCAGAUUGAUGUUCACAAACAAAAAAAAUGUAUACAUCAUUUGGAGCUGUCAUUUCUCUCUGUAAGUGCUAUGCAAGUACAAAGGAAAAGUGAAGCAUUUCCAACUUCUUUUGUUUCCUCCAAGAGUAUUUCUAUUUUUACAGAUCACAGCAUUCAUAGGGUUUUUGAUUUUUGUAUCCUGAAGUGGUCUAAUGGUGAUUUAGUUUUCUUCUUUUUUGGGGGGGAUGCUAAUCUUGCUCAAAGAUUUCUCCAUCUGGACUGGAAGAGUUGGAUCACUCACCUCACCGAGGAUGCCAUAAAUGACAAAAAACAAAAAACAGAGUGGUGCAACGGGCUCAGGACGAGCCGUGGCUUACAUGGUGAGGCCAUGCCCUGCAGGUCUUUACCAGACUGCAGUCGGUUCAGUGAGCACCGCGGGAUGUUUCUCUUUUCACCAUUCUUGUUGCAGAAACCUCCUUGCUGAUGACUAUACAGUGUUUUUUGCGUGCAGAUCUCUGUGUCCGCUGGAUUGUUGGCCAUAAUCGCUGGAGUUGCUAAAGCUGAACGUGAUUGGUCGGCUCACUUGAAGGAGACAAACUCUGCCUUUGUUCAAAUAUUCAGACAUUUUUACAGAAACUCUAAAUGGGUUCAGUGACAUUAUUUUGUCUCUGUGAAGUACCAAUUGUAAAUACCUGUCUAGCCUUCUUACUUGUAACUAAAUAUAAUUUUUAUGCAAUAAAUUAUAUUUCUUAGAUUAA